AUGGCGCAUCAUGAUCAACUCUCCGCCUCGCUCCCCAGCUCUUCGAAAGUCUGCGACAAGUGCCUGUCCUCGCCCAGCACGAGUCACCGGAAGCCUAUACUUAAUUACCCUGGCGCAUGGACUCGGAAGACUCCAGUAAACCCUUUCCUUCAAUUAUUCUCCUGCCAAUACCUUGAGUGCAAGUACACCUGGGAAGAUGGACAGGGCGUGUCAACCGUGAAUUAUUGCUGGUACGAUUACAGGAAUUACACCUUGUACCACUACCCGAAUACGCCGCUGCCCGUCGAUAGCCAUGUCGCAUGUCCAGCAAAGCUGGACAUAGCCACCGUGUAUAGGAUUCGUAGUUCCCUCGAUUACAACAAGUGUAUCACGGCAAUGGACGUCAAGGACGGUGUCCAACAGAACGGCGUUCGUCUCCAGUCGUGGACCUGCGCUCAGGGCAAUAGGAACCAGCAAUUCGUGCAUUGGCAGAAUCCCAAUUUCUUGGUGAUUCCGGAGGAUCAUAUUAACUGGAUGCCGUUCAAUUGGCUGUGUGUGGACUUGACGGAUGGAAAGUUGGAGAAUGGGACGCCAGUACAGAUGUGGGCGUGUAAUUAUCAGAAUCCUAAUCAGCCGGUUGUAUGGAUCUAG
Coprinopsis cinerea okayama7#130 is the source of this 630-nucleotide messenger RNA. RefSeq lists its product as hypothetical. The coding region runs from base 1 to 630 and encodes 209 amino acids. The record is from RefSeq and is a predicted model, not a curated record. Lineage: Eukaryota; Fungi; Basidiomycota; Agaricomycetes; Agaricales; Psathyrellaceae. The transcript has 6 exons.